This is a messenger RNA of Lasiosphaeria miniovina, 1667 nucleotides long. RefSeq lists its product as uncharacterized. The transcript has a single exon. The record is from RefSeq and is a predicted model, not a curated record. Lineage: Eukaryota; Fungi; Ascomycota; Sordariomycetes; Sordariales; Lasiosphaeriaceae. The coding region runs from base 376 to 1179 and encodes 267 amino acids.
CAUUGUGUGGGUAGUAGGCCUGCAUUCUCGCCCGACCUACCCUGCCAUUGCCUGAAGAGGCUGUCGCCCACUCGCAUUCACCCACGCCUGGCACCUCGCUUCCGCCUCUCGCUUCCGCUUUGGCGCGCCUUCCGUUUUCACCCUCUAGGUACUUUGGUCUUCCGUUUUCACCCUCUAGGUCUUCCUACACUUCCGCCUUUCGCUACUGCAGCAGACGACUACCCACCAAUUCCACCUUCCUGGCGUGAAUAAAUCUCGCCACCACCGCGACAUCAAUUCGUUUCGCUCCUUGUCGCUCACCCCCAGAAUUCUCCCCACAACCCUCACAUUCUCUCCUCGUCGCCCUUUCUUCUGAUACGUCCUAUCCGAGACAAAAUGGACCCGGGCAUCGACGUUGAGACCUUGUUGAAGGAGGUCGAGGAACCAGUUUCGAACCUGUCGCUGCUUUCCGAGAACCAACAAAAGCGAGCCACGCAGAAACGUGCAGCCAGUGAAAAGCAGCAGGAGGAGGGAAUUCGUGCUGAAAUCGCCCUGCUGCCCCCGACACUCACCCCCGCGGUCCCCACACAGUCGCAGAAGCGAAAUAAAUGCAGAAGGCGUCAGAAGAAGAGACAACGUGCAGCACUCGAGGCUGGCUUACCACUUCCCGAGCGAGGACAAACCUUUACUCAGAAGUGCCGUGAGUCGGAAAAGCAGCAGCAAGCCCGCAUGCGUGAUGCUACUGCCGCGCAGGGGGCAGAAGGGGAGGCACAGCCCAAAGAUGAGUUCUUGGAAACCGAAACCGGCAUGCAGCAGGAGCUUCGCAACCAGAUGACCGCCAAGCUACAGGUCAGCAACGAUACAAUAAUAAAGCAAGAACAGGUCGAGCAUUUCGAGGACGAGCCCACGGCGAACAUACUCGGGAAGCCCGAGCCGACCAACCAAAAUCCAGACGACCGGCUCACGAUACUUCAAAACCCAGCUGACCGCCACACCAGCAGCCAUACUUCGCCCAAGAAACGCCGGAAGCCAAGCCGAGAGAAGGCACGGCGUGGAAGAGCAGCGCAGAGACACCGCAAGGCAUGGAACAAGAAGAUGACGGUAAGCAAUAAUUACUUAUCUGCGAUAUUGCCUUUUCGGUGUCAUCUUGUUCACUUUCCUGAUGACUUUUUUCUUUCAGUACUUGACCCUUGCCCUUGAGCUAUUGACCAUCUCGGCCCACGACACUUGUUCUUUAGCACACGGAUUGGCCGAGCACCUCCAAGUCGCCUUGCCACAGCGCCAACCGGAGAUUAGCGAGCCACAAGGCCAAGAAGAGCUAGUCUAGUUUGCUCACCAUCCAUCUCCAUAUUCAUCUCGUAGGCGCGUCACAAGAUUCCGCCUCAAAGUCUCUCGACACAAUUCGUUCACUCGGGCAGGCAUGUUUUCAAGAGAACGGCGAGCUCGGCAAGGUCAUUUCUUUCGCGACUUCCGAGUUCGCUUCUCACCAGCAUCUCAAAAGCUGGUGUAGAGCCUACAGAGCCGGUGGUUCGGAGCAGCAGCUUGUGCGCCAGGCAUGUCUAUAUGGUCGCCUCUACGAUUCUAAGAAUGACAUGCAGUAUCUCGACCAAAGAUGCUCGACUUCGCUUCGGCAACGCAUAUUCAGAGCAGUUUUUGAUAUUUCCUUUCCUCUUCCAGUCCCCUUUUUU